Molecule: messenger RNA, 1221 nt
Organism: Rotaria sordida
Lineage: Eukaryota; Metazoa; Rotifera; Eurotatoria; Philodinida; Philodinidae
Source: the annotation of a GenBank genome assembly
AUGAAUUCAAUCAAAUAUCAUAAUAGUUAUGUCAUUAUUGAUUUACUACUUAAUCAUCUUGAAAAAUAUCUUGAUAUAGGAGAUAGAACAAAUAUAAAAACUUCGAUUAUGAAUGUUAUUCAUGAUAGUUUAGUUUUUGCUGCACCAAAUACAGGAGUUGGAUCAACAAUGUUAGGUGGAAUAACACGUCUUUUAGAAUGUUUAAAGAAAUCUUUUCAAAUUGCAAGUCGACGUUCUAGAACACCAUCAAAGGAUCAGAAUGAACAACAGUUUCAAACUGCAGUUAUUAAUGUGAUUGUUCCAGAAGAUUUUGCGGAAAAAUUACCUGAUUUUCAAAUGAUGGAAAUAAUAAAAUGUAUUGUAACAUCAUUACCAAUAUAUCAUCAAAGUAUUCAAGAGAAAACAAAAGAUUCAAGUGAUACAAAUUUAAAAUUUCAAUUACUUCUUCUUAAAACAAUACAAAACAUUAUACUUAAAAAACGUUCUCGACAAUCUACUCUUACAAAUUCAUCUAAGGUUACUACAACUUAUAGCUCGGAACAAUCAAAUGAAAUAACAUCAACACUAACAACAUUUCCUCAUCAAUUAUUUGAUCCAUUAAUUAAAAUGAUGAGUGCAUCAGAAUCAGAAGUACGUUUAAUUGUACUUGAAAUUCUUCAAUUACUUGUUGAUCGACGAUAUUAUGCUGAUAAAUUAUGUAAAAUUAGAAUACCUAAAGAUAUUUCUCAACUUGGUUUACCAACUGAAACAAGAAAAAGUCGUCUUUUUGAUAUUGCAUUUAUGAAAAAAUUUGGUCAUCAAUUUUGUUCUCAACUUUAUAAAUGUAUAUUAAUAGAAAAUAAUACAAAAAAAAAUUUUUAUGCUAUUUAUUGUCUUAUGAAUCUUGUUACAAUUGAAGCUAAUGAUCAAGAUGUUCUUGUUGAUGUUAUUCAUUUUUGUCUUGAAGUUCAAUCAGCAAUAAUAAAAAUGAUGGAUGAAGAUCAACAAAAAUUAUCUAAAAUUAAUUAUCAUUGUAUACAUGCAUUAAUUGCAGCUUAUUUUAAUUUAAUAUCAAAAUUAUAUGAUAUAACUUCUUUUUCUCGUUAUGUUGAUCAAGUUAUUCGUAAUCGUGAACUUCAUGCACCAUAUCUUCUACCCCCGGAUGCAUUUCAUUCUAUUUCAAAAGAAAAUCUAUUAAAACAUAUAUCAAAAAAAUGUCUAUUUUCUCAAGAAAUAAUUUAA